UUUGUCCUGUACUCAGGGAAAGAGUGGGUUUCCCAGCUCUUUCUGUAGAAGAUCAUGACAAAGGUGACUACCAGGAAGGAUUGAAACUCAACAUGCUGCCUUGGAUUUAACUCCUCUCGAAAGGAUUUACAAUUUCACGUGGACUGUAUUUGAAACGCUGUCCGCACAUUUGGGAUUUACUGCAUUUGAUUGGGAUUUUAAGGGUUCAUCAGCUGGUCGAGGAGUCAUGGAAGGUCUUGAAGCAACGAGUUACAUGUCUUUGCUGAAAGUUUCCGCUGGUUGGUAGCGAUCCAGCAUGUAGCAGAGGUGAACAAGUCCCUUCACGCCUGGGAACAAUCCGACAACAUAAUGGGGAAUUCAUAUGCUGGGCAGCUGAAAUCUGCUCGAUUUGAGGAGGCCCUCCAUAACUCAAUUGAGGCGUCACUGCGUUCGACCAGUGGAGAUCCACAGCCCAUCUUCACGCAGCUCUACUUGGAGCCGGAAUCGUAUCCUGGAAACAUGGAAGCAGGCGUGAAGUCGAAGGCUGACAUGGCGCUCCAUGAAGGGGAGCACCCAGGACACGAGCUUAUGAAUGACCAGUCGUCCAACGAUCUUGAGGAGCUGGAGGAUGAAGAGGACUCAGACAGCAACAGUCCUCCACUUCUUUACCUGCAAGCUCCUGCACCAGACGGGUGCUGCACACUGGAUGGGUUCUGUCAGGCCGGAAAAGACCUCCGCCUGGUCUCCAUAGCAACAGAGUCCAUCGAAGCCCCAGCAGGCUUCAAGCUGGUUGGUGCUAAGUCUCCCAGUGUCCCCGAGCACAUCCUGGUGUGUGCUGUGGACUCCCGCUUCUUGCCUGAUGAGAAUGGGAAAAAUGCACUUUUAGGUUUUUCAGGAAACUGCGUAGGCUGCGGUGAAAAGGGUUUCAGAUACUUCACCGAGUUUUCAAAUCACAUCAACCUGAAGCUAUCCACCCAGCCUAAGAAGCAGAAGCACUUAAAAUACUACCUGGUGAAGAAUUCUCAGGGUGCUCUGUGCAAAGGACCCCUCAUCUGCUGGAAAGACAGUAAAACCCGUCCGUUCACAAGCAGCGUGUCAGCCUCCAAACCCAGCUCGUCCUCCUCCCUGAGCAGUAAAGAAAACGGAGGCACCAGCGCACACAGCUCCUCUCCAUUUUCCCUCUCAGAUUCUCCACCCACCACAACGGCGCAAACAUCCUCUGUCUUCUUUGGAGGUCAGGACCUUGGCAGAGACUGUAGUUUCCUUAAACCUCUGGUCUCCACACCUGGAAACAAGACUCUGCCAAUAGUACCCACAGCUCUUAGGGUGAACGGGCCAACUAACAGCCUGAGUGUUGAUGGACGUCCUCCCUUACUGAGCCCCUCCCAGGUGUCCUUAGGGCCUCAAAGCCAGGGGUAUCGCGCUGCUGAUUUAGGAGACAGUCCAGUAUCGUCUGCUAUGAAUGCCGGUCCCCCAAAGAAGCGCCAUCGGAGCUGGCAUCCCAGCGCCUUGGUUCCAGUCCCACCAACAGCUGUCCCUGUACCAGCGAUCCGUCCAAUAGUUUGUUCUCCAGGUUCUGUAUUAGCAGUGUCCUCUCCUCAACCAUCGGUAGCAGGUGUCAUUCAGCCCCAACCUGUCACUGUUGGAGAAACAGUCAUCGUCCCAGACAACCUGCUCAACUCCUCAGGAGUUCGCCCUGUCAUCCUGAUUGGCCAUGGCGCUUUACCUUAUUUCUAUGGGAACGUUGGCGAUAUAGUGGUGAGCCCCCUGCUGGUCAGCUGCUAUAAGAGCAACCAGCUGACAGACAAAACUCUGGAGACUUUGGGCCUCAGCAGCAGCCAGUUACUCAGCGUGGAGACGAUGAUUCUGCUCACUUUACAGUAUCUUGCACGUUUAGGUUCCGAGCAGAUUCCUCUGAGGGAGGAGCUGGAGCAGAUAGUUUUGAAGGCCAUGCUGUGCUGUCCGGGGGGUCCUGCCAUCUCUCCGUCUCAGCUGCCCUGGCUGGCUCGGCUAGAAGCAAGUGUCUCUGGGGGCAGCGUUCAAGUAGUGGUGACCCAUAACUCUUUGGGUGAGGGGAUUUCUGAGUCGCUGCGUUCUCUCAGUGAGGGCCCUCAACAUCAACAGUGCCUGCCAACCUAUGUGGUCAUUAUAUGUGCCUCUAAAAUGAGCGGCAACGAGUUCUGUGUGCUUGCUUUGGGAAAGUACCAAGCAAGGGCCUUAGGUGAAGGCAUGCUGACAACCAAUGAGUUUCUGAAGGAAAUCAGCUACGAACUCAUCACAGGGAAAGUCAGCAUCCUGGCAUCUCACUUCAAAACCACCUCUCUGGGGGACAAUCUUGACAAGCAGCUGGUGCGAUACCAACGCAGACGGAAAGGACAGGUCAUCCAGCCCUUUCAGGGCGAUGUCACUGACCACAUUCACUCCCAGGAGGCUGCCAGCAUGUCACCAACCUCAUACACAGAGCCUUUCAGUAAGGUCUUCCAGAUCUAUCCAUCACAGCUCAGUGUGGCUCGUAGCCUCCUCUCUCAAGUCUGCUCCAUCGCUGACUCAGGGACGCAGAACCUUGACCUGGGCCGUUUUUGUAAGGUGGACUUUCUUAUCUUGGUCCCACCCUCUCACAUUCUGGUGCACCAGACAGCACAGCGGAUCCGACAAUCAGGUGUGCUUGUGGACCUGGGGAAUGAAGAUGCCCCCUCAGCCCACCAGAAAUCAGACAAGUACGUGGUGCGUCUGGACACUGACGUUCACGCUAAGAUGGAGGCCUUCAUGAAGAAAGUCAAGCAGAACCCCUACACCCUGUUUGUCCUCAUUCACGACAACUCGCAUGUCGACCUCACAAGUGCCCUGUCAGGCUCUGUGUGCCACGGGGAGCUGCAGGGUUUAGCUGACCGGGUGGUGAAUUGCCAGGAAGUCCUUGAUGCCUUGAACCUGCUGGUGCUGCAGGUUAGCUGCUUCCCUUACACCCUGCAGACCCGCCAGUCACGCAUCAGCAUCCACAACGAAGUUCACUGGCCAUCCAACGAAAGCCUUCAGAGGGAGCAGUCUCCUAAUGAGUUGGUCUACUUUGGCCUGAGGGACUACAGCAGGUCCCUGCAGUGGGGCGUGGCCAGUCCCAUCCUGCGCUGUGAUGAUGCCUUUGAGGAGAUGGUUCAUACUCUGCUGGAAAGACAUCCACAUCUACACAGCAUGGUGAUCCGCAGCUAUCUGCUGAUUCAGCAGUACACUGAGGCCAUGAUGGCUCUGACCUCUUGCCCUUCCCUGAGGGACCACAUAACCCCAGAGACCCUGGCCAUGGUGGAGGAUCUGAUCAACGCUCCAAGCAGAGAGGGCUCUCAGGGCCGUGGCCACAUGCUGCUGGUCCGUGUCCCCUCACUGCAGCUGGCCAUGUUGGCUCGAGAGAGACUAGAAGACGUUAGGGACAAGCUGGGGCUCCAGUUGUGCUUCGCAGUGCUGCUUGGCAGUCCUGCCUCCGAGCUCAACUUGCACAGAAACUUUACCAGUCGCCUCAGGGCGUGGCGAGGCUAUGACAGUGAAGACUGGGUACCACACACCUACGAGGAUCUGGAAGGGCUCCCCUGCAUCGUCAUCCUCACAGGGAAAGACCCUCUUGGAGAGACUUUCCCCAGGUCUCUGAAGUACAGCGACCUGCGUCUGAUAGACUCCAGUUACUUGACUCGCACAGCCCUGGAGCAGGAGGUGGGUCUGGCCUGCACAUAUGUGCCAAUGGGCAUGGUCCAGGAGCCCAAAAAGGCUAUGGCCCCUCGGGAAUCAGAUGGCGAGAAGGCCACUACCAGCUUGAAUGAUGGAGAGGAGCUGGAAAGACCUCAGAGCAACGACAGCGCUGCAACCAGAACCUCCGGCUCUUUGUUAGAGAAUGGUGUCAGCUCGUCCGAUAUUGCCGACUCUUCUCAGAAGCCCUCCACAUCCACCUCCCAACCUCAAGGUGCUGCCACCUCGGACAUCGGCACGCUAACGCAAGGAUUCAAGCAGGAGUGUGACUCUCAAGGAAGCCAGCUCCCCUCCAGCGCUUCCAAAGCCCCCAAGGCCCCUCCAUCCCUUUACACCAAUUCGUCAUCUUCCUCUCCUUCACCAUCUUCCUCCUCCACCCAGAGGCCCAGCCAGUCCGUACAGUGCAGUCGAGAGUUUAAGCCCACUAGAGUGUCACCGCGGACAGUCAUCUUGUCGCGAGCUGCAUACAACCUGCUGGCGGGGGAGUCGAGGAGUCAGCUGAGCUCCUUCUCACUGCUGCCUCAUGCAGAUGUGGCCUGGAGCAGUCCGCUGAGGCCCUUUAUCACUCACAACCUGCAGGGGGCAGAACUGAGUAUGUACUACCGCCAGUGGACCACUGCCAGGCAGCACCAUGCUGAUUACGAAGCACCGCCUGUGCCACAUCCACGACGCCUGCUCCUCAGUGGACCCCCACAGGUGGGAAAAACUGGUGCCUACCUGCAGUUUCUACGGAUCUUGUUUCGUAUGCUCAUCAGACUACUGGAGGUAGACGUGUAUGAUGAGGAAGAAGAGGAGGAGGAAGAAAAUUCAGAGGUUACAACUCCAGUAAAUAUCCAGUGGCCUGAUAUUGAAGAAAUUAGAAAGCUGCCCUUUGACCCCAACCCCCGAGACCCUAAGUUCAGGAAGGCCAGUCCCAUUUACUCAGACAAGAUGCCAAAGUGCUUCAAAGAUUUGAAGCUAGAAGGAGAGGGGCAAACUCCAGUCAAACGAGUGACCAAGUCAAUGCGGCUGAGCAGGUUUGCUGCCCACAAUGCCUUUCAUCACUGUGAACAGUGUCACCAGUACUGUGAAGCAGGUCCUGCCUCACAGCUGUCGGAGUGCACCUUCCAUGCUUUCACCUUCUGCUCGUCCAUGCUGGGGGAGGAGGUCCAGCUCCAGUUUGUGAUUCCCAAAGCCAAGGAGCAGCACUUUGUUUUCGGUCUGCAGGGCUGCCACCUGGAGAGCAUGCGCCUGCCUCUGGUUUCCACCAAGGACUCAGAUCUUUUGAAGAGUCCAAUCUUCACUCCGACUACAGGGCGCCAAGAGCACGGUCUGCUCAACAUUUUCCACGCCAUGGAGGGCGCCACUCACCUGCACAUCCUGGUGGUCAAACAAUUCGAGAUGCCCCAGUACCGGAAGUACUGGCCCAACCACAUCCUCCUCGUCCUGCCAGCUAUGUUCGACAAUGCCGGAGUUGGUACUGCCCGCUUCAUGAUCAAAGAGCUGUCAUACCAUAACCUGGAGCUGGAGAGAAACCGCCUGGAGGAGCAGGGUGUCAAGAGACAAGAUGUGUGGCCGUUCAUUGUCAUGAUGGACGAUUCCUGUGUGCUGUGGAGCGCCCACCAGUCAGGAGACGGAAGUGAGAUAUCAGAUGGAAGCUCAACUCUCACCAGCGUGUCUUUGAAAACGGUGCUGCAGCAUAUGGAGAACACACCAAAGAUCUCCCUCUAUGCCUUGUGUGGUACACGCAAGUGGAACAGCAGCCUCACUCACAAGUCUCCCAGCAACCCCUUCAGUCGAUGUCACCUCCAGAACUUUGUAAUGCUCAAUGUGGACCUGACACAAAAUGUUCAGUAUAACCUUAAUCGGUAUGACUAUGAGGAUGUGGACUUUAAUCUGAGAGUAAAUAGCAGUGGGUUGCUGCUGUGCCGCUUCAACAACUUCUGUCUGAUGAAGAAACACAUUCCAGUGGGGGGGAACAAAGACUACUUGAUCAAACCGAAACUCAUGAAAAUAGAAAACACUUCUCAAAUCAGCCCAUCGCAGUACGUCUGCGCCCCAGACAGCGAGCAGACCCUCCUAGACGCCCCGGCCCAGUUCCUGCUGGAAAGGUUCCUACAGAGCUGCAGUCACAGGCUGUUUCCGAAAGCCGUUCAGAACAGAAACAACCCAGUUCUGUCCAUCGACAGCUACCUCAACCUCAGCCCGGAGAUUUCUGUGUGCUACAUCAGCUCUCGUCCACACUCCACCAACCUCAACCAUCAGGGCCUGGCGUUCAGUGGUCUGCUGCUUUACCUCUGUGACUCCUUCGUUGUCUCUGGACUCCUCAAGAAAUUCCGCUUCCUCAAAGGUGCCACUCUCUGUGUGAUCUGUCAGGACCGAAGCUCCCUGCGUCAGACUAUAGUCCGACUAGAGCUGGAGGACGAGUGGCAGUUCCGCUUGCGGGACGAGUUUCAGACAGCCAACUGCAGCGAGGACCGGCCCCUCUACUUUUUGACUGGCCGCCAUGUUUAGCCUGUGACUGCUGUCCUGCUGGAGAAACACAAUCAGAAAUGAGGGUACAUUUGAUUCCAAACCAUCCAGCACACCACAGUUCUUGCCAGGUCCAUUGCAGGUAAUGGAGGGGCUAGAGGACAUGCGGCCCCAUGGUGUGGCUCGCCAUUCAUCUAUAUGACCACAGUGCACUACGCCUGGCUCUGAGGAGGGCCAGUGCACGUUUUAAACUCUCGUUUGUUGCCGGCCCCAUCUCCACCGGAACUUGUGUUCUACUGACUAAGACUUUGCUGGGAGAAAAAGCUCAACCGAAAUUGAAAUGUAUUUGUUUUGUUGUUGUAUUUUGCAAAAAUGGACGCUCUCCUGAUCGACAAUGUGACUAUUGGAAGAUUGUAAAUGUACAUUUUUGAAAGGGUUUCAAAAGGGAGAUGAAAGAGAGGUGGCUUAAACGGGUUUGUCUCCUUUUUCACAGUGUAUGUUUAGCAUUAACUUAUGUUGGCACCAAAGACAUCCUCAGCUGCACCUUGUCUUUUGCCUUCACUUUCCUCAUCCCUUCUCUUCUGCUCUGUCUCUCAAACUGCACAAAGCUCAUUGGCUUUAGAAUGUCAGUUCACCACAUUAAUAAAACAUAAACACGUGUAUUGGAUUUCCAUCAUCAAGAGCAUCGGAUUCCCCCUUUCAUACUAGUGAGAUUCCAACAAUAAGCGACUAUUUGAUCGAGCACAUUUAAACCACAAAUGGGGACUGCUUUACUCCUGUGCCUCUAAAAUAUUUACGUGGCAUCGAUAAUCCUUCUGACAAGAAGCUGUGUGAGUGUGGUUUUAGUUCCCAAAUGGAUGAAUUUCACUUUCUUCACAACUAAGGAAAAGUGCAAGUUGUGUCCUUUCAUGAAUGUAAGACUUUAAUGUCCUAUUAUGGCUUGAAUAUAAGCAUAUGAAGUUGGUCUGUUAUUUAAAACACUGACUUAGAUGACUUUCCACAGGGUUUUAUUUUACAUCUCAUCCGUUAAUGUGUAAUGCCACUCAGACAGAGCAAUGUGGACGUACAGUCUAAACGAAAUAUUUUACGUAGAGGCAUUUGCUGACCUAAGCGCUAGGUCACAAUCAUAUGAAGUCAGGAAAUGCCAUGUAUUAAUCAAGCUCCCUCACUGCCAAUCAUCUUGCCGCUCACUGUGCCUAAGAUUCCACCUCCUGCUGUCAUGUUCUGAGGCUGAUUGUACACCGGUGAUCUUGGCCUCUGUCCACACACCUUGAAGUGGUUCAUAAAAACAAAGGGUCAUCCAAGAAAUACCGUCAAGAGCAACCGAACAGGUCAAUUCAUAUACUUGAAAGGAAGAAUGUUUUAUGUUUCUGCACAGGGUUGUCCAAAGAAUAUCCCUUAAGCAAUGUUUCACACGGCCACUUCUCGAGUCUUUCAUUUUUCGGACCAAUGAGAAUGAAGAAACCAUUUAAACUGUGAGGUGAAGGAAUGUAGUUUGAGUGUAGCAAGAUGAAAGAAUUGGAUUUUGGACUACUGUACUGUUUAAAGCUUUGUUUACAUUAUUAAUAUAUUAUAUCAUCCCCUUAACCGCUGAGGGUCACUGAUGGUUUUUUUUUAGUCUUGUGUAACUUUUGCCAGUAUACUUUGGUCACGUCUUUGUGCAUUUUAUGUUGCAAAGGCGAGAAGAAUCUACCUAGAUAUAUCUUUAAACAUGUGUCUGUAUCCCUUUCUGUUCUUGUGUUGGAUUUUUAUUGAAAAUUAUGAAAAAAAUCAGGUCCAUGAGGGAUUCUUAUUUAUUUGACGAGCAUUUUGGACUGCUAAUCACAUUGAGGUGUAACAUCUGAUUGUAUGCUAAGCUUGCUUAAACCGAGGAAGCGUGUCCGUUUUCGAAAGCGUUCACAAAGGCUUUGCAGAAGACUCAAAUGAGUGAUUUUUAGAUCUACUGAAUGCCAUUGGUGGUUGGAAAUGUGAAUUUGCCCUGUACAAUUUGACAGCGACAGAAAAAACGAUUUCCAUAUCAGCGAAACAAUUGAAUGAAGUUCCCCAAAGAGCCCAGAAUGAGUCCAAAUACUGGACUGGUGAUGAAAAUGUUUUCUGUCAAACUCCAGUGGUCCAUAGAAUGUCUCUUUCUUUUUGAUAAUUUAAUACUUAAUAUGCAACUUGCUCUCACAAUCUUGACUAGAAUGUGUCUGAUAACCAUGUGCAGCCCAGAGGUAGCCUUGGUGCCUGGUUGAUCUAUCUCAUGUUUACCAUUGUGGUUGCAGGCUGUGAAUAAUGUAACAUGAAAGCAAUGCUAUUGUUGUUGACAAAUUAUGAAUGUAAUAAAAAUGACUUCUAAAUUCA
Molecule: messenger RNA, 8502 nt
Organism: Acanthochromis polyacanthus (spiny chromis)
Lineage: Eukaryota; Metazoa; Chordata; Actinopteri; Pomacentridae
Gene: greb1l
Product: GREB1 like retinoic acid receptor coactivator
Exons: 34
Coding region: 349-6201 (1950 amino acids)
Biological process (GO): kidney development; multicellular organism development
Source: RefSeq, a predicted model, not a curated record